Neolamprologus brichardi is the source of this 2501-nucleotide messenger RNA. NCBI's taxonomy places the organism in Eukaryota, Metazoa, Chordata, Actinopteri, Cichliformes, Cichlidae. The record is from RefSeq and is a predicted model, not a curated record.
GAGUUUGAGCUACUUCACCCACAACGUUCGAGUGCACUAGAUAUGAAAUCUGGAACAAAUUAAAGCACAUAAAGUUUUGGGUUUGUUUUGUUUGUUUGUUUGUUUUUGUUUUGUUUUGGGUUAUGAGUUGAGCCCUAAAGAACAAGCGGUUUGGGAUCUCGUCCGGGUCUCGCCUGGACUUUGGUUUUCCUGCAUUCUUCUUUGUUACAGAAACUGAUGCUUCUUCCUUCUCACGUGAAAACUUCCUGACUUCUUGGUUUGAUUUGAGCCUUUAAAGUGAAGGCAAUCUCCUCAUCAUGUCCUGUGACUCGGACCCUUAUAUCUUCACCACCGACACCCUCCCUAGUGACCUCCGCUUCCUCCCUCCGCUUGCGAAUGGCCACCUGGGCUGGAGGGUGUACAAUAAUAUCAUGCACAUGGGGGGCGUUUAUAAUGGGGAGGGUGGGCGCUGCCACAGAGCAGAUGUCCCCUGCCCUCUAGCUGUUAAGGUGGAGCUAGAGGAACCUGUCCAACAUACCUACAGCCUGGACACCCACAAAGGCAUUUUUAUUCACACUCUGAGCUCCGCUAGCGCCACUGCCACACAGUCUUUGUACUCUCACCGACACUACCCCAACCUGAUGGUGAUGGAGAUCCUGCUGGAGCGUCAGGUGACCUCACAGGAGCCCGUCACGGUUAAGCUGGUCAGCUCAUUCACACCUCAAAGCAAAGACAUCAGGUUUGAGGGUCUAAAGUUCCCGUGGGAGAGUGCUGUGUCAGGGAGAGAGGUGUGUCCAGAGGACAUUUAUGGACAACAAGAGAUUCACAUCAACGGAGAUGUCACAUUGGCUUUCCGGCACUAUCUCUACCUCACCGAGGAUCUGUCCAUGUUCAGAGAGGGACUGGGCAGCGAGGUCAUCUAUGGUGUGGCUGAUUACUGGGUUUCAAGGGUAACCUGGAAGCCCGAGGACCAGAAAUAUCACCUAGAUGGUGUCAUGCCACCCGAUGAAUAUUACUACAAUGUCAAUGACUCUGUGUACACAAACACAGUGGCCAAGCUUGGUCUUCAGUUUGCUGUUGAACUGGCUGAACUCCUUCAGCACCCUGCGCCGAAAGAAUGGCAAGCAGUGGCCGAAUACAUUAAGAUACCUUUUGACGAAGAGCAUCAGUACCACCCUGAGUACGACGGCUACAUUAAAGGGCAUCCCGUGAAGCAGGCGGACACAGUGUUGCUGGGAUAUCCUCUUGGAUUGCCGAUGUCCCCAGAGGUUAGAAGGAAUGACCUUGAAGCAUAUGAGCCAGUGACAAACCCUCACGGUCCAGCCAUGACAUGGGGGAUGUUUGCAAUCGGCUGGCUGGAGCUCGGGGAGGCUGAGAAAGCUCAGCUUUUACUUGAAAAGUGCUUCAACAACAUCCAGGGCCCGUUCCAGGUAUGGAGUGAAUCAUCCGAUGGCUCCGGUGCAGUCAACUUUCUCACAGGUAUGGGAGGAUUUCUGCAAGCUGUGCUGUUUGGCUACACCGGUUUUAGAGUUCAGAAGGACUGCUUGGCAUUCUCGCCACUGCUUCCCAACGACGUCUGCGAGCUUUGUGUCCGUGGUGUGAACUACCUGGGCAGCCAGAUGGACUGGCUGCUGAGGAAGGAAGAAGUCUGUAUCAUACUGAGGGAACAGGAAGGCAGUCCAGGCAACACUAAGCCCUGUAAUUUACAAGUUGUCCUGAAGGCAUCAGGAACUAAAAUCCCCCUCACACCAGGGCAGCCGGUAACUUUCCCUCGAGAGCCCGGAUACGUUUGCAAACUGAUUUCAUCUGCUUCCUGCUGGCUUUUCUGAAACCUGAGCACCGAUCCUCCGAAACAUUUCACAUGCUGACAGUUGAAAGCAUAUUAUUUGUUUUUAUUAUAUUUUGCUUGAUUUACUAAAUGUAUGGAAUAAAGAAGGGCAGUGUUAAUUUAAGUCCCCCAGCAGCUACGGAUCUGAGCAGGGCAACAAAUAAUACACUGAUGGAUUUGUGUAAUAUUUGUGGACUUUUAAAGUUAAUUUAAAAAAUACAGAGAAACUUUGAGUCUAAAUUACUGAGUUAUUGAAGUUUGUGAUGUCAAAGGAAAUAUGAUUAUCAGAGUUAUUAAAAUUACGUAUUUUUAUUUAGUGUUUUUGUUUUAGUUUUGAAUCUCUUCCUUUCACUUUAGUUCAGAGCAGCUUUGACAUUUGAGUUUAAUCUUUGUAAGUUUUUUUUAUAUUUUAUGUAUGCUAAUUGUCCUUGAUCAAGAUGGGACUCACCAGGCACCGCAUUGUAACAAUAUUAUCACUUGAUUUAACUCACGAUAUGAUACUAUAGCAAUUUUAAACAUUUUGUCAUAUGCAGAGUAUUGCAGUAACAUUUACUGUGAUUUACCAACGGGAGUAUUAUCAGAAUACAAGCCGCUGGCAGCCAGUUGAGUCGGGUCCCCUCAAGUUUGUUUGUUAAUCAAGACUCAGACAUCUGGAGACUGAUGGCAACAUGUUCGCCAUCUGUCUGCAUUUAUA